AUGACCUUUGAACUGCUCAAGACCGCCGUUAAGGAUGGCGGUGCCAGACUCGGCCGUCUGGCCUUCUCAGGUCGUCGUACUGUCGACACUCCCAACUUCUUUGGCCUCACUUCGAGAGGUGUCAUCCCUCACGUAACCCCAGACAAUGUCGAGAAGCACUUACAUACCAAUGGCACUUAUAUGGCCUUGGAGGACUUCAUCGAGCGUCCCCAGCAAUACAUGACCCGCUCACCUCCCAUCUACGAGACCCCCUCGCCCAUCAACAAGCCCUUGAACAGCUUCACAGCCAUGCCCUCCUCCAUCAUCACCGUUCUCGGCUCAAGAAGACUUCCCGCUGUCGCCUCCCCUAUGGGCAACACCAACCAGGGCAUCUCCGUCUUCACCUCCACCGGCUUCCAAGCCGUCACCACAAAGGAGUACCUCAACGCCGUCCAGUCCCUCAACCCCGACAUCGCCAUUCCCCUGGCCGACCUCACCCACAAGACCAACACGCCCACCUCCAAGCGCGCCCUCCGCAUGGCUGAGCGCACCGACGACUGGAUCAAGGAAUGGUUCACCGAGAUGUAUAAAAACAAGGACUCCAAGAUCGCAACCUUCGCCCCCGUCCUUCCCAUCAGCUACUCCAUGCAAUGGGAGUAUCUCGAGCGUUUGUCUGAAGAGCACGCAUCCAACCCUGCCGGCCUCUCAGAAAUACAAAAACCUCGACACCCUCCCCGCCUGGCUCUCACUGCGCCCUCCACCCCCCAUCAAGUCCUUCGCCAGUUGGCUCUGGGAAUGGAUAUCUUCCUCCUUCCCUUCCUCUCGACCGCUUCCGACGCUGGCAUCGCGCUGUCGUUUACCUUCCCUCCUCCUCCUCCUGGCUCUUCUGAGUCUUCAGAACUCCUCCCCCUAGGAAUCGACAUGUCCUCCCCUGAGCAUUCCAUCUCCCUCACGCCCCUAACCGACUCCUGCACCUGCUACGCCUGCACCACGCACCACCGCGCCUUUGUGCAGCACCUGCUGUGCGCCAGAGAAAUGCUGGGCUGGACGCUGUUGCAGAUCCACAAUCACGCCGUGUUGGCUUCCUUCUUUGCUUCCAUCCGCGAGGCGCUGGCUGAUGGCACGUUUGAGGAGAAGGCGAAGCAGUUUCAGCUGAGGUACGAGCCGGAGAUCCCGACGGGAUUGGGAGAGAGGCCCAGGGCGAGGGGAUAUCAUUUUAAGAGCGAGGGACCGAAUGAGCAGAAGAAGAAUAAACCUGCGUGGAGCAAGUUUGAGGGUGAGGAGGGUGAGCAGGUCAAGGAGGGUGAGAAGAAGGUUGAGGGGACUGUCGCGGAAAAGGUGGGAGAGUUGAGGAUACAGGAUGAGCAGAGUGGUAGCUCUGGGUUGGGAUCGGGUGUUGACUCGGUGGCUGAGACACCGUUGGUUCCGGAUGAGAAUGCUGAUGCGAAGGAUUUGGAGGAGAAGGGGUUUGCCGAGAGGGUCGAGGAGGAGAAGAAGUGA
Sordaria macrospora k-hell is the source of this 1479-nucleotide messenger RNA. The record is from RefSeq and is a predicted model, not a curated record. NCBI's taxonomy places the organism in Eukaryota, Fungi, Ascomycota, Sordariomycetes, Sordariales, Sordariaceae.